Molecule: messenger RNA, 935 nt
Organism: Plectropomus leopardus (leopard coralgrouper)
Lineage: Eukaryota; Metazoa; Chordata; Actinopteri; Perciformes; Serranidae
Source: RefSeq, a predicted model, not a curated record
CUCUGCACGGCUCUUGCACCAGUGUUUGCGUCAUCUGUUUCAUGAGGAAGCAGGGUGCAGUUUUCAGCUGGAUACUUUUUAGGAGCUGUUGUGGGUUUUUUGUAGAUAUGCAGCAAGUAGUUUUCAGUGUUUAAGAAAUGACGGGGCUUAAUUUUCUCUCCAAACUCACAGUCUUUAUUGUUUUACUGUGCAGCACACCUGCAGGUGGCUAUGUUUAUCAGAUGAUAUAUGACUGUGAGUACGGUGACAACAUCACGGACGUGGUCUUCUUUGUGAAAAACAUUUUUAACCAGAAGAUCACCACUCUGUAUGACUCUCGGGUUGGGAAGUACGUAGGGUUUGGAGAGUUUGGCAUGAAGAACGCGGCGCAUUAUAACAGUCAAGCUUGGAAAAUGAAAGAAAGAAAAAGACAAGUUGAGACUCUCUGCAGAUACAGCGCAAGAUUAUUCAGAAGCAGCACACUGGAUCGAAGAGUGCCUCCGGUUGUCAGGGUCCAGCAGACCCAGCAAACUGACUACGGGAAGCCGUCCAUGCUGGAGUGCAGUGUUGUGGGUUUUUUCCCGCAGGAAGUGAGUGUGAGCUGGCUGAGAGACGGGUUAGAGGUCACCAGCGAUGUGUCGUCUACGGAUGUCCUCGCUGACGGGGACUGGAGCUUCCAGGUUCACUCUUACCUGGAGCUGACACCCAGGAGAGGGGAGAGGGUGAGCUGCCGGGUGGACCACAGCAGCCUGACCGAGAGCCUGGAGGUGGACUGGGACACCUCGUCACUGGAUGCGAAAUACCUGAAGAUGAUAGUGGGGAUCAUCUUCUUCUUCAUCGGCUUCGCUGUAGCCGCUGGUGGAGCAGCUUACUACUGGAGGAAACAGAGGUUUGACUUCAGCCAAUUAGGUCAGCAAAGUGACACACGUCAUCCCUCAGAGUUAGUGAGGUUUUAA